Molecule: messenger RNA, 3333 nt
Organism: Apodemus sylvaticus (European woodmouse)
Lineage: Eukaryota; Metazoa; Chordata; Mammalia; Rodentia; Muridae
Gene: Ubqln4
Product: ubiquilin 4
Exons: 11
Coding region: 38-1825 (595 amino acids)
Biological process (GO): ubiquitin-dependent protein catabolic process
Cellular component (GO): cytosol
Molecular function (GO): polyubiquitin modification-dependent protein binding
Source: RefSeq, a predicted model, not a curated record
GCCGGGCGGGCGGGCUGGCGGGCGGCCGGGCGGCGGCAUGGCGGAGCCGAGUGGGGCUGAGACGAGGCCCCAGAUUCGGGUCACCGUCAAGACCCCCAAGGACAAGGAGGAGAUCGUGAUCUGCGAUCAAGCCUCGGUCAAGGAGUUCAAGGAGGAAAUCUCCCGGAGGUUUAAGGCGCAGCAGGAUCAGCUGGUCCUGAUCUUUGCAGGCAAGAUUCUUAAGGAUGGAGACACACUGAACCAGCAUGGGAUCAAGGAUGGGCUCACAGUUCAUCUUGUCAUCAAAACCCCUCAGAAGACUCAAGAUCCAGUGACUGCUGCUGCCUCGCCCCCAUCCACUCCUGACUCUGCCUCUGCACCCUCCACCACACCUGCCUCACCUGCCGCCCCUGUCCAGCCCUGCAGCUCUGGCAAUACCACUUCAGAGGCUGGCAGUGGAGGGGGGCCCUCUCCAGUGGCUGCAGAGGGGUCCUCAAGUGCUACUGCAUCAAUCCUCUCCGGCUUUGGAGGCAUCCUGGGCCUGGGCAGCCUGGGCCUGGGCUCUGCCAACUUCAUGGAGCUGCAGCAGCAGAUGCAGAGGCAGCUCAUGUCCAACCCCGAGAUGCUGUCGCAGAUUAUGGAGAACCCCUUGGUCCAGGAUAUGAUGGCAAACCCGGACCUGAUGCGCCACAUGAUCAUGGCUAACCCCCAGAUGCAGCAGCUGAUGGAGAGGAACCCAGAGAUCAGCCACAUGCUCAACAACCCCGAGCUCAUGAGGCAGACAAUGGAGCUUGCUCGUAACCCAGCCAUGAUGCAAGAAAUGAUGCGGAACCAGGACCGGGCCCUCAGCAACCUGGAAAGUGUCCCGGGAGGGUAUAAUGCCCUCCGCCGCAUGUACACGGACAUCCAGGAGCCCAUGUUCACUGCUGCCCGGGAACAGUUUGGCAACAACCCCUUCUCUUCCCUGGCCGGGAACUCCGACAACUCAUCCUCCCAACCUCUUCGGACUGAGAAUCGAGAGCCCCUCCCUAACCCCUGGAGCCCCUCGCCCCCCACCUCCCAGGCCCCCGGGUCCGGUGGGGAGGGCGCCGGAGGAUCGGGGACCAGCCAGGUGCACCCGACAGUCUCGAACCCCUUUGGGAUCAAUGCGGCUAGCCUGGGGUCAGGGAUGUUCAACAGCCCAGAAAUGCAGGCGCUCCUCCAGCAGGUUUCUGAAAACCCCCAGCUGAUGCAGAACGUCAUCUCGGCCCCUUACAUGCGCACCAUGAUGCAGACGCUCGCCCAGAACCCUGACUUUGCUGCUCAGAUGAUGGUGAAUGUGCCACUGUUUGCUGGGAAUCCACAACUUCAGGAGCAGCUCCGCCUGCAGCUCCCUGUGUUUCUGCAGCAGAUGCAGAACCCAGAGUCUCUCUCCAUCCUCACCAAUCCCCGGGCCAUGCAGGCCUUGCUGCAGAUCCAGCAGGGACUGCAGACCCUCCAGACUGAAGCCCCCGGGCUGGUACCCAGCCUUGGCUCCUUUGGGACACCCCGGACCUCGGUACCCCUGGCAGGCAGCAACUCCGGAUCUUCGCCAGAGGCUCCCACUUCCUCCCCGGGCAUGCCAGCCACAUCUCCUCCCAGCGUGGGUUCCAAUGCCCAGCAACAACUCAUGCAGCAGAUGAUCCAGCUUUUGUCCGGAAGUGGGAACUCGCAGGUGCCAAUGCCAGAAGUGAGAUUUCAACAGCAGCUGGAACAACUCAACUCCAUGGGCUUUGUCAACCGUGAGGCCAACCUGCAGGCCCUGAUCGCCACCGGAGGGGACAUCAAUGCGGCUAUUGAGAGACUCCUGGGCUCCCAGCUCUCCUGAUCCCUUGGCCCAUGCCUCCUGCCUUCCCCGCCUCUCAGUGCCAGCCUUGGCUCCUCUGCCAAGCCCCACCUUCUAUAGCCUGUCUUCUUUGAUCCCCACACACAGAACAGUGGGGUGACUUCCAAGGCUGUGUCCAACCCAAAGCUCUGUCCAAGGAUUUUGAUUUGUUUGCUGUCUCAUGAAAUCUCUCCUGGUCCUCUUGGAGCAGAGCUAUCUAGUGUGCACAGUGUGUCAGUUGGCCACACCUCUUUGCCCACAAGUACCUUGGCAAUAUGCAGUCUUCUCCAAGGGUCUGAGAGGAGGACCCCGCCUGGCUAACUGGAAGUCUUCCGUCCGGUACCACUAGAGUUUAGCUAGCCUUUCCUCACUCCCACUCACCUCCCUCCCUUCCUCAACUCAGCCCAACUAGUUUGAAGUUCACUCUUUGGCCAGGUGCUAGUGAAACUGUUUUUCUUUCUCUGCCCCUAUACUGGUUCGGCAUGGGCUGCCUUUGGGACUCUGUAGCGGGGGUGGGGGGGGGAAGAUUCCUCUCCUGUACAAAGGGAGCAGUGAGUCGGCACUCUGUGCAGGAUGAUCAGGGUCAAACGAGACCAGUGGGGACCCGUGCUCUAGAGCAACACCUCAGAGUUCUUGGAAGCAGGGACUGAGGAGACAGCCUGAGCGGGAAGCUUGGAAGGUGGAGCUGACAGAGUCUAGACAGACCAAUAGAUUGGUGGUGGAGAAGCUAGGCUGAGGCCUGACAGAAGAGAGACUAAUGAACUUUGCAUUGAAGAAAGGAGCUCAGCAAAGCUCAACAGUGAGACCCACGAGGAAUCAGAUUCCCAAACAUAUGUGUGCUCACACACACAUUUCCACGAUCCCGGCUUCAGGCUCUGGUAUUUUGAGCCCCCCCCCCCCCAGAAGAUCUGAUGGGGUGUCUCAGCAUUGUAGAAAAUCUGUUAUCUGUGUGUACAUACAAGUUGGGGAGGUAUGUGCUCUAUUGAUUUCUGGUUCACAGCUUUGUCAACAGAGAUGAGUGGGUACAAGGGCCAGUCUAGUGGAAGAGUGUAGCACCGACGGAACUGGGUCCCUGAGCCUCUGGGCACUGGGGAACCAGAAAGCAUAUUGAGUAAUUCUAGCGCUAAUGGCUCUGACUGGUCCCCUGGGUGGCUUCCUAGGUGAGAGACUAGUGAGGUUUCUCUUCCAGAGCCCCUGCCUUUCGGUUCUUUGCUGGUUCCCUCUUAGGUCAGAAAGUUCUAUUUGAGGAGAGGGGGGAAGGCAGAGGCCUUUGGUAAGGAAUUGAGCUUUGCUCCACUGGAGGAUCGAGAAAGUUUGCAGCAAGUUCUCUCUACUGUGGGUCCAGGUACUUAGAGGACCCCCUGGCUGAGAGACAGAGGUAAGAAAAGGCCUUCUGCUGUAGGUGGGGAAGGGUCCCACGCAGUUCAGACACGCCUUCCUUUCCCCUGUCUUACUCCCAGCACCCACCCUGGCCUUUGUAAAUAAAUACUGUGAUUUUUGUUGUGAGAUUA